Messenger RNA from Opisthorchis viverrini, 919 nucleotides. RefSeq lists its product as hypothetical. Bases 239 to 919 code for a protein of 226 amino acids. Lineage: Eukaryota; Metazoa; Platyhelminthes; Trematoda; Opisthorchiida; Opisthorchiidae. The record is from RefSeq and is a predicted model, not a curated record. The transcript has 7 exons. Gene Ontology annotation, molecular function: protein binding.
GGUUCUGAACUGAUGCACUGAUGAACUGGUGAAAUGCAAAAAUCCAUUAUUUAAUGGAACACUAGCUGAAAGAUCAAACUUCCCUUGCCACUCUCUAACAAUUUCCCGGACUGAUCUUAUCCACUGAAUAUUUUUGCUAAUAUCCCAACAAUGGACUCAUGAGGGCGAAACCUUAUUCAAUGGGCCCGAAUCGCACAACGCGGCUGGUGAGUUCGCUUCGGGUUGCGUAAAGGAACACAUGGGAAUAAGCUUCUCCUGCUGCCGUAAAUCAAAAGGAACCACACGUACGCGUCCUCAGGAAAAAAUGAACCAGUUAAAUGAAGACAAACUAUGCGCCUUCCUUAAACGACAUCCACAUAUUGUCGAACGAUAUGUUGUAGAAAAUUGCACUCAGAUGACGUUGAACCAAUGGUCAAGCCAACUUGCAAAAAGACGGGUCGAACAAGAUCUUUCGACUGAUAUACCAGUUGACGGAUCGACGCUUUACCUGAAAGAUACCGAAGGAAAGUUUAUAUAUGUGCACGACUUGGACCAACCAAUACAGGAUCCAGCUGAAGGUGUGCCAAAAUUUGAGAUAAAUUCACGCAAGCUCCUCGCCUGUUACGCGGUGGAAACUGGAAAGUGUGUAUUCUCGGAUGAAUUGCCAAAGGACGUUGCCAUCGAAAGAUAUUCUCGUGCCGUUCACUCCGAAGCGAAAUAUGUGAUUGCCCACCCUAUCAUGCUAUCUGAGGAUGAGAUUAUUGGAGUCAUCGAAAUAUACCGUGCUGCUCCACGAAGACCAUUCUCAGAUGCAGAAAAGCAGUUGACCAAAAGUAUUGUUCGCUGGGCACAACUCGUGUUGGCAAGCGAUGAGGUAUGCACACGAAUGAUUUCGUUCUGUCCGCGCUUCGUAUGUGUUCAUAUACGUUACUCUAUCUAA